Messenger RNA from Cololabis saira (Pacific saury), 3161 nucleotides. It is a transcript of the gene ccdc120b, whose product is annotated as coiled-coil domain containing 120b. The transcript has 11 exons. NCBI's taxonomy places the organism in Eukaryota, Metazoa, Chordata, Actinopteri, Beloniformes, Belonidae. The record is from RefSeq and is a predicted model, not a curated record. Bases 558 to 2408 code for a protein of 616 amino acids.
UUAGUGAUGGUUUCUCUGCCGCCGCGCGCGUGCCCGCCAACAGCUGGACCGUAGUCGUGGUGUGACGUGAGGGCAUGCACAUCUGGGCGGGGCGGCAUCGCGGGGCCAGCGGGCUCCGUGGGCUCCGUGGGUGAGGGAGCAGGUCUGGAUGCAGCUCCGCUCCUGACUGACUCCCGGCCCGCAGAUCCAGCUCCAGCUCCGCCGCUACUCCCGGCCCAGCCAAUAGGAAGCGGCCUCUCGGCCCGGCUACAUUACCAUCUCACAUUGGACAUUGGUUAAUUGAAUCUUUUCUCUCGGGAGGAUUUCUCCCCCUGGAAGGAUGUGUUUUCGGCGGUCUGAGGAGGAGCAGGAGGAGCAGGCAGCGCUGGGAGGACGGCGGUCAUGAUCUCCGGGUUGCCCUCUAGAGCUCAGAGCUGCAGUUACAUGGUAGGCUGUGGUGAAGGAACUGCUGAUCUGCUAACCUGCUGGAAAUGCAACUCCAUCUUCACCUCCAGAUAACACAUGGCUUCAAGGUGAGGACUCAAUUGUGAGUUGUGAAGUCCCCAGAUUUACAUCUCAUGGAGGUCAAAGGUCAUCUGAUCGCAUCCAUGGGUUUGGGGGCUCCUGAUGUGCAGGGCUGCCGGGACGGCAAGCUGCCGGCAGAGAGGAUGGCGGCUCUGCAGGAACGAAGACAAGCUCUGGAAACCCUCCUCAGCUCCAGACUGGGAGAGCUCAAACAAGUGUGCUUGCAGGAAGCAGAGCUGACUGGGAAGCUGCCACGUGCUUUCCCUCUGGACAGCGGAGAGAAACCCCCGCUGGUGCAGCGCAGAGCUGGCCUGCUGCCCAUCACCAGGCUAGAGGAGGACGCUGCCCAGAGGAAGCAGAUGAAAGCCAUGUUCACCGGCGCUCUGCACAGACACUCAGACUCAGAACGAAGUGGACCCAACGGCAAGAGGACAGUCCAUCGUGGCUGUCACACAGAGGACUCGGUGAUGUCAGAGGGAACCAGCUCCAUGUCAGACUCAACCUCCCAUGACAACGAGUCGUCCCCCAGCAUGGCUGCAGACCAGCGCUCCCUGUCCCAGCCCCGGCUCAGCACGGCCAGCCCCGAGCACAGACUGAGCAGGAAGCUUUCCCCGGUGGAGCUGUACUACGAGAUGAGGACCUGCCGCAACUCCGUCACCAGCUCCGUCAGUCCAACUCACUCUUUACCAAGAAGUUCUUCAAACGUUGAAGGUAGAAGUGUUCCUGCAACUCCGCUCUUGGCCCGAACUGCUCCAAUCAGCGUUCAUGUCAGGUCUGAUGCUGCAGGUGGUAACGGGUUAAAGCAGUGGUCCGGCAGCCUGGACGUGUCCUACAUGAUUCCUCUGGCUCAAGAGGGAUCCUCCUCCGAUCGCAGGAGCUGCCCGUACGGCUCUCGUGCGAGACGCAGCAACAGUUCGGAGGCUCUGCUGGACAGAUCGAGCCUCACGGACGAUCCCUCGCCCAGAAACGGCAUGCCUCCCCGAGGAGGCCCCUACAAGAGCUCAGAGACACUGACCGAUGGAAAACUGCGGCACAUCCACCAGGGCAGCCCCGAGAGGCAGGCGGACUCUGUGGAAAAGGUAAAGAUGCAGCUGUCGAUGGGCGGCAGGGUGGGCAGCGCAGGCUACAACGAGCUGCUCAUGGACUAUAUCUGGGGGAAACAGCAGAGGAUGCAAGUGCAACACCAUCUGUACCAGUCCACGGGCCGAAUCUGGCAGGACACGCUGUCCCCUCGCUCCUCCACGGCAGUGAUUCCUCCCCACACUAAUGGAUUUUCCCAUUCCCAGGUGCAUCUUCCCAGCGCUGCACCUCCGUACAGCCCCAUGGUCUUACGAGGGUCCCAGGCCGAGCUAUGCAGGGUCAAAGUCACCAGAACCAAAUCUUGUGGGCCCUUUAUUCCUUUGCAGCAACAUCCUCAAGACGGCCUCCUGCUCUCAGCAUAUGAGUCUCCCCUUCCUGCCAGCGGCACCACCACGUCCUCCAUCCCUAACCUGCACCCUUAUCACACCGAGCUUUUUGGUAGCUCUUUCAGCCGUAGACCGCCUCAGUUUUCUCUCCCGACUCCGGAAGAUUCAACGAGAAGCCUGCAUAAAGCUCUGGCCCUGGAGGGGCUGAGGGACUGGUACUUGAGGAACGCGCUGGGAUACCCACCAGCUGCCCCGAAGGGCCAGGAGUCAGGGAUCUCCCGGCUCUCACACCCCCAUCCUCUAGUGCACCAGGCCCAGUCUCUUCAAGGGGAACCGGCUAACCUCCAAAGGCAACAAAUGCACCAGUCGGCCAGCUUCCACGGUCACCCGCUGCACGGACGGUCGAUGGAGUUUUCUCUCUAUCAGGAGACUCCGGAUCCACAAAUGCAAGAGUUGACCCCAAAGGAGCCGAGUGCAGACCCGGGCACCCUGGUCUGAAGCUGCAGACGCAGGCACAAACACAAAUAUACAGUUUCACAGCAGCAAACUCAGUGUAGCCUCAUGUAGACUUGCAUCUUGACACAAAUAUUCAAGUUGAUGCCGUAUAAUAACAUCAGCAGAAAGUAAAAACCCAACAACCUCAGCAGCAGGACACCGGAGUCAAAAACACACGCGGGGAUUGAAGAACCCAGAGGGUUGGCUGUGUCGUAGUUGAUCUUAUGAACUUCAAAUCCAGUGUUCUCUAAUAGGUAUUCACUGGUGCCGCUGUAAUGGAACAACUAAUACUCGCAUGGUCAUGCUGUACGUCAUUUCUAAAUAUUUCUGGUAAACAUGAGCCGUAAGUCCCUUCUAAUAACCCUAAAUGUCUCCUGAGAUAUAAUUUUUUUACAGAAUAUAUACAACUAAAUUACUAUUUUGUAUCUUCUGAGAUAAAAAGAGCAGUUGUAUUAAAGAGGUAAUUUAUUGCUCAGUAAUAGUGUAAUUAUACAUAGAUGUUAUGAGAUCACCUCAUACAGAACGUAUAAUAACAUGCCGUUGAAUGUGUGUUUUUAAACUAUAAAACUAUAAAACCAUGCCUCAGUGCUCAUUUGUUUUUAAUUUUACCGCCAUUCGUUUUUCAAACCUUUGAUCAAAUGCACCAGGCCGGGCUGCAGAAUAACGGUGUACAGAUGGGAGUGCCUAAAUGUUUUAAUAUCUUAACUGUACCGCGGCUGGUAUUAAGUACGACGGAGUAUUAGGGCCAAACUGAGA